CGGUUCGGGUUCGGUUCGCGUGUGCUUACAUCAUGGAUUCAAUUGCCUCCUCCUCCACGUUGCUGAUUGCCCUGGCGCUGCCCCUUCUGGCGCUCUUCCUGUACAAAUGGUCAAAGGCCACACAUGAUACAUUCAUAAAGAGGGGAGUGGCCCAUUCUAAGCCUAAAGCACUUUUGGGGAACGUUCCCAUUAGUGGAUUCUUCGGUCGCCUGCCAGUUCUUAAGCUGAUGAUCGACCAGCAUAUGGAAUUCAAGGGUAGCAAAGUCUAUGGGGUAUACGCAUUGCGCGAUCCCCUUAUAUUUCUGCGAGAUUCUGAACUGAUUAAAUUAGUUGGCAUACAGAAAUUCGAUUAUUUUGUCAAUCACAAUGCCAUGCAGAACAAUAUGAAUGAAUCUAUAUUGUCGAAAAGUCUCAUUUCACUGAGGAAUGAGCAAUGGAGAGAGAUGAGAAAUAUAUUGACACCGGCAUUCACCGGCAGUAAAUUGAGAGCCAUGUAUGAACUGCUCCAAGAAUGCUCUGCAGAGGCUGUCCAGCAUAUCCAGGAGCAGUUACCAAAGGCACAGGACGGUGCCAUUGAAUUGGAAAUGAGAGAUUUUUUUACUUGCUACGCCAACGAUGUGAUAGCCACUGUGGCCUUCGGUGUCAAAGUCAACUCGUUCAGGCGGAAAGAUAACGAGUUCUUUCGCAUCGGUCAAUCUUUGACUGUGUUCAACUACAAAACAAUGACCAAGGCGGUACUCUUUGCCCUGAUGCCAAGAAUAAUGAGGUUAUUAAAGGUGCAAGUUAUGGACCCAAAGGUUAUCGAUUAUUUCAAAAGUCUCGUUCUGAUGGCCAUGAAAUAUCGCAAAGAACAUAAUGUCGUUCGACCAGAUAUGAUCCACCUGCUAAUGGAAGCCAAACGAUUGAGAUCUGAGGAUUUUAAAAAAGAGAAUCAGGACGACACCAAACACUGGUAUUCCGAUUUAUCCGACGAUGACUUAUUAGCGCAGUGUUUGUUGUUCUUUUUCGCUGGCUACGGCAUUAUUUCUACGGCACUUUGUUUCCUCACCUAUGAACUUUGCAUGAAUCAAGAUGUGCAAAAGAAUCUGUAUGAGGAAAUUCUGAGUGUGCAGCAGGAUUUGGAAGGAAACCUAUUGUCGUACGAGGAUAUUAAGCGUAUGAAGUAUUUGGAUAUGGUAAUAAUGGAGGGCCUACGCAAAUGGCCUCCAGCUAUAUCCACGGAUCGAGAAUGCUGCAAGGAUAUCGACUUGAAGGAUGAAACUGGCCAAGUAAUAUUUUCGGCAAAGGCUGGCGAUGUGCUACAAAUUCCAAUCUUUGCCAUACAUCACGAUCCCGAACACUUCGAGGAACCCGAGAAAUUUAAUCCUGAACGUUUUUCAAACGGAGUGAAUCCAUUUACAUAUUUACCUUUUGGAUUGGGUCCCAGGAAUUGCAUAGGCAACCGACUGGCACUUAUGGAACUCAAAUUAAUUAUAUAUCAAUUGGUAUUGAAUUUCAAGUUGAUGCCAGCAGAGAAAACAGUUUCGAAUAUGCUGGAAAGUGUUGUGGGUCAUAAUAUGCAGCCGAAGGAGGGAUUCUGGUUGAAAUUUCAACCGCAUACACAUUAAACUUUCGAGAUUCAGAACCAAAAGUGAACGUAAUUAAUCAAAUAGCAUGUUUUUAAUUAAAAACUUAAAUGCACUUGCCAAGUGUGCGGCUCAGUACUCUCUGUAGUCGGUGUUUGCUUUGGAUUUACUUAA
Molecule: messenger RNA, 1739 nt
Organism: Drosophila willistoni
Lineage: Eukaryota; Metazoa; Arthropoda; Insecta; Diptera; Drosophilidae
Gene: Cyp9h1
Product: probable cytochrome P450 9h1
Exons: 3
Coding region: 33-1607 (524 amino acids)
Molecular function (GO): oxidoreductase activity, acting on paired donors, with incorporation or reduction of molecular oxygen; heme binding; iron ion binding
Source: RefSeq, a predicted model, not a curated record